This is a messenger RNA of Cryphonectria parasitica EP155, 381 nucleotides long. RefSeq lists its product as uncharacterized. Lineage: Eukaryota; Fungi; Ascomycota; Sordariomycetes; Diaporthales; Cryphonectriaceae. Gene Ontology annotation, cellular component: nucleus. The record is from RefSeq and is a predicted model, not a curated record. The transcript has 4 exons. The annotation marks the transcript as partial. Gene Ontology annotation, biological process: positive regulation of transcription by RNA polymerase II; mitotic cell cycle. Gene Ontology annotation, molecular function: RNA polymerase II cis-regulatory region sequence-specific DNA binding; DNA-binding transcription factor activity, RNA polymerase II-specific.
GGAAAUUCGAUCAACUGGAACGAGAUCGCUAAGAGGGUUCCUCUUCGAAACAACAAGGACUGUCGCAAACGGUACUUGAAUGGGAUGGCUUGGAACCUCAAGAAGGGACCUUGGUCGGUGGAAGAGGAUAUUCAGCUCAAAGACCUCAUUCAACAAUACGGCACAUCCUGGGUGGAUGUUUCCCGGGCUAUGGGGACACGCAGUGCUGAUCAGUGUUCGAAGAGAUGGUAUCACUGUCUUAACCCAGAACUGGACCGACAGCCAUGGAAGAAAGACGAAAUCCGAAUUCUCAUGGACGCGUACAAAGUCCAUGGAAGCAGCUGGAAGCUGAUACAAGAGAAAUAUCUCCCUUCCAGAUCGGCCAACAACAUCCGAAACCAG